AUGGUGGAGACGCGCUCCGCCAGCAAGUCGCUCUCGCAGCGCCGCCGCGAGGAUGGCGAGGCCAAGGAGCAGGUGUGGCACCGUGGCGUGGCGAUCUCCAUGUGGCAGAACAGCGGGGACGAGCACUCCCAAUGGACGGCGUUCAUCCGGUCCCGAUUCCCCUUCAAGGCCCUGCCCUUUGGGUUCAACCGCUACAGCGGCAGCCACAGCGUCAACGAGUCCUGCCCAAACACGUGGGACCGUUACGAGGAGGACUUCAACCUGGCAAAGGAGGCGGGCUGCAACGCUUUCAGGCUGUCCAUCGAGUGGGCGCGCAUAGAGCCGCGGCGGGGCUACAUAGAUUUGGAGGCGGUCGCCAGGUACAAUGCCAUGCUUGACUCUCUUGAGCGCCUCGGGCUGGAGCCCAACGCGUCGCUCCACCACUUCACACAUCCCCAGUGGUUUGAGGACCUUGGGGGCUGGGAGGUGGAGGCCAACAUCCCGAUAUUCGUGGACUGGUGCAUCCAGGCGGUGGAGCUGUUUGGCAACAGGAUCCACUUCUGGGCGACGUUCAACGAGCCCACG
Monoraphidium neglectum is the source of this 564-nucleotide messenger RNA. RefSeq names its product beta-glucosidase. The record is from RefSeq and is a predicted model, not a curated record. The transcript has 4 exons. NCBI's taxonomy places the organism in Eukaryota, Viridiplantae, Chlorophyta, Chlorophyceae, Sphaeropleales, Selenastraceae. Gene Ontology annotation, biological process: carbohydrate metabolic process. The annotation marks the transcript as partial. Gene Ontology annotation, molecular function: beta-glucosidase activity.